GUUAGCUUCGUUGUAAACAUGGACGAAUGAAGAUGAUGCGGAUAAAUUAUUGGGGAUAUUUUUUAAUAUUUUCAUAGUUUCCCAAGAGCUACUCUUACUUAGAAAGACUAAAGUGAAGAACUCUUGGAGACAGGAGGAAAACAUGACGACCCAGGGUUAUUCCGGGCCUAACUAUGAUAAAUGGGUUGAGAGGACUGAGACUUCAACACUACAUAAGAUGAAGGAGACAUUCUGGACCACAAAGCAGGCUGUCAUACAGAAGCUGGGCAAGAAAGAAGAUGAACAUGUGGUAGCUUCAGACUCGGAACUGGAUUCAAAAUUAGAGGUAUUCAGAGCUAUCCAGAAAUCUUCUAUGGGUUUAUUAAGAGUGUUAGAGAAGUAUCAGGACAGACUCUGUGUGUUGUCACAAGAGGAGAAUGCUACAGGGAGAUUUUUGAAAUCCCAGAGUAACCUGGACAAAACAAGAGCCGGAAAAAUGAUGGCUGCUGUAGGAAAAUCACAAAGUUUUGCUGCUCAGCAAAGGUUAUCACUAAGAGUGCCUCUUGUACGUCUCUACCAGGAAGUAGAAACGUUCCGAUACCGUGCCAUAUCUGAUACUCUGAUGACUAUAAAUAGAAUGGAGGCAGCCCGUACAGAGUAUAGAGGGGCUCUGCUUUGGAUGAAGAAUAUCUCUGAGGAACUCGAUCCUGACACGUACAAACAGCUGGAAAAGUUCCGAAAAGUGCAGGCACAGGUGAGAAAGACAAAGGCCAAGUUUGACAAACUGAAGUUAGACGUGAUGCAGAAGGUGGACUUAUUAGCUGCGUCUAGAUGUAACAUGUUCUCUCAUGUCCUCGCUAACUACCAAUCUACGCUACUACACUUCUGGGAGAAAACCUCGCGCACCAUGACAGCUGUGGCAGAGAGCUUUAAAGGAUACCAAUAUUAUGAAUUCAACAUUAUCAAAGAACUGGCUGAACCCAGUAAAAAGUUGUCAGAGGAAACAUCCAAAUCAGAACCAGCAGAAAGAGAUACAGCUGAUGAGGAAUUUGACCCCAGCAACUGUAAAAAGUGCACAAGUAGAAAGUCAAAUGAAGAGUGGCAGACACCUGUCUCAAGGUCAACAGACCAGGAUGACGAGAGCGAGGGAAUAUGUCCUGAGUGUGGACAUUUCUUUCAAGGAGAGGGAGACAACUAUCCUAUUACUGAUUUAGAACAGAAUGUUAAAACAGAGAGUAGUCUCCCUUCACAAAGACAGGAAUUGUAUUCAGAAUCAAGUGAAGAAAAUAGGUUGAUAGCAUUUGAUGAGGAAGAAGGAGAAACAGAAAGUGCUGAAAUCAGAAAUGACAGCUUACAGAAUCUAUAUGACAUGAGUACAGAAAAUCAGAACAAUUCCACUGACCUUGGAAACAAUGUCAAGGAUUCGGCUCCAUUUAUAGAGAUGGAGGAUGACUCGGGAGAGUUAAAAGAUGAAGAUUUUGAUUUCUCUGGAGCCUUUACAUCGAGUGAGAAACCAGCAGGGUCAAGGUCAGAGAAAGUGAUCUCUGACCUUUUGGCUGAUGACCUUCCUCUGGGUCAGGAUGACACAGACAAAGAUGACCUGACAAUUCUGAAUGAGAUCCUAAAUGCCCCCUCCACAGGUGGGGAUGACUUCUCAAAGGAGUGGCAGGCGGUGUUUGGAACCAUGCCCCUCUCUACCGGCACCACCUACACUCAGGGGGAGACAGAUCAGGCCGAGUUCAUGCCCUCUAAUCUUCUGGAUCUCAACAAACAGAUGUCAGGCAUGAGCUUAUCUCAGAGUACCCCAUCUGCUGGGGCCCAGACUUCAAGUAAGCCCCCCGUCACCAACAAGUCACAGCCACAGCAAACCAAAUCAAAAACCAGUAAACAGGGGAGGAAGGACAUGUCAGCUUGGUUCAGUCUGUUUGCUGAUCUCGAUCCUCUUUCCAAUCCUGAUGCAGUCGGCAAGACAUCAGAUGACAUGCAGAGUGCCCAGUUCUAGUCCUGUGCUAAUCUGGUUACAGUUUACUUGUCAUGACCACACCAUUUGGCUCAUCUCAUGAUUGUGAACUAUAUAUACUACUGCAUUUAUGCUUAUAAAUUCAACCUGACUCAUUCUGCCUGUAACUAAAUGGUCUCUAAACUGUUGGUUUUACCACAGCUCCUAUUUGUAAUAUUUAUUAUCAGGUAUUAUUCAUUGGGUUAGUGACAGGGUAUAAUAUUUGACUAUCUAAAUAAUCUUGUUCUACAAGUAUUUGUGCAGUGCAUUCAAAAAAAAAAAAGUCCUUGUUUGAGUGAUUUAUUCAUAAAAUGUAAGGGAAAUCAAUGCUUGUCUACUCAGUUACAUGUGUAUUAACAUACAUGUAUUUUUUUUUCUUUUUUCAAUAAGAAUCUAGUUAUCUCUUUAUAGAUAAACUUUAUACAAUGUUUUCUGUCGAUUGAUGUUUUCUGUGUGAGCUGAAUCUCAGAUUGUGAUAUGAUAUCCACUGAUUCCGCGUCCUCUCAGAUUGUAUCUGUACUGUUUUGUGUCUUUUGUUAUACUGAAAUUCCUUAUUGUUGUUAUGUUAUAGAUUUUGUAGAUUUUAUAUUAACAAGAUGUGCAUAUCUGAUAAGCAGUUUAUGACAAGAAUGCAGGUAUGUAUAAUAUGGUAUAUGUUUAAUGAUUAUUAUGCAAAACUAAUUUCAAUAUGAGAAACAUUGACUGUAAGAGUAUACCUGUAUUCAAUACAUGUAUUUGAUUUAGAAAUGGUUUUUAUAGAACUUAAUGUUUAGCAAGGGUUUUCCUAUAUAAGGAAUGCAAUUAGUUUUUAAAAUUUAUUGUAAAAGUGUUAAUUAGCAGUUCUAACUAUGUCAGAUUUUUGUUACUGAAUACUUGUACAAUAAUAUUGUACAUGUAACAGUUGUUACAAACUAAAAUCAUUGAUUAGGAGU
Saccostrea echinata is the source of this 2910-nucleotide messenger RNA. Its product is annotated as islet cell autoantigen 1-like. The transcript is spliced from 15 exons. Gene Ontology annotation, biological process: regulation of transport. The record is from RefSeq and is a predicted model, not a curated record. Lineage: Eukaryota; Metazoa; Mollusca; Bivalvia; Ostreida; Ostreidae. Gene Ontology annotation, molecular function: protein domain specific binding. Bases 143 to 1981 code for a protein of 612 amino acids. Gene Ontology annotation, cellular component: Golgi apparatus.